CCUCUUCCUCUUUCUACUUCCUUCUCCUCUUCUUUUCCUUUUCUACCUCUUCCUCCUCCCUCUUUCUUAUCUUCUUUGUAACUACUCAACCUCAUCAGAACUAUUGACAAUGUUUUUAUACCUAAGGUUUGCUUUUUCUCUAGCAAACACAGCAAAGAAGCAACAAUAAUCAUAUCUUGUCUUUGGCCCUACAUUCUGCACUGUCUUUCUCCCAUUUCAUGCUUGCAAAGCCAUCGUUCUGUGAUUCUUUUCCCCAAGCAUGACCAUAACAGUAAUUGUCCAAGGGGCACAGGACAUCCUCCUCCCUGUCACUGGGCACUGACAGGGAAUAGCAUGGCCUUUCCUGGCCUUGCCACUGGAAUAAACGCUUUGGUCCUAGUGUGGGUUCAGUGACUUUGGAAGGAGCUUCUGUUCCCACAAAAUCAUAUCCUUCCCCUUUAGUAUAUUUUUAUAAGAACAACAGGGCUAAGAUACCAUUAAAAUGUUGAUAUUGUCAAAAUUCUAAAGAAGUUUCCGCCCAGAGCAGAGAGUCUAACAUUUUCUCCUGAGUGAGGCUCCAGGCUGCCACAAUGCGGAAGGUUUACAUUUCUCCCGUGGUAUAAACAGUUUAAAGGCUCUUAAUGUGAAUGUUGGAGCUGACACCUUCAGGUAAACCCUGAUCCUAACUCCAGCCCUCAACCCAAUGAGCAAUCUGUCACUGACCUCAGACCUUUGGUUCCCAGUGGAGGGCACGUGAAAGAGUGACCUACACCAGGAUUCUACCUUAGGGCCACAAAGGUGACAUGUCCCAAUUUUCUUGAGAGCCUGGCUAAUGUAGCCUCUGAGAACAGAUCAGUGAUGACAAACUGCCUACCUCUUAGUUCUCACGUAGGCUUAGCCUGCCCCCAUUCUGUAUUCACCCUUGUUCCCCCAGGGCUCAUUCCAACUCUCUCCUAGUAAAAUGCCCUCCCACUGGGCCCCAUUUUCACCACUAGUACUCAUAGAGGAUUAUUAGUGACAUCUCCUCUCAAAUGCUGAAUUCCUGUCCAAACUAAAGAUUUAAUGCUGCUUUUUAGGCGGCUAAGAUAUCUCUAUUUGAGGUUUGCAAGAUAGUGGGACAGAAGGCAAGAAAAGAGACCUGCUUCUAGAGAUAAUUUUCAUCUCUUUAAGUGUAUCCUCUUCUCUCCACCGCUCAUUCCACUAUUGCCUGUAAAAUGAAUGUCACCAAGCCAGUUGCACUUUUUAAAUAACAUUUAUGGCAGAAGAGAGACAUUUGUCACAUCAUGCCCUGCCCCCACCUCCCAAGCAGGUGGAUGAUAUUGAGCCAAGCACCAGGGAGCUGGAGUGGACUGCAAACAAGCCAGCAGAGAGAUGUUUAAAUUCAUUGCUGUUGCACCUGUUUUUAAAGGAAAAAGCAAAUGCUGACUUACUUUUAUUGUGCUCAAAAGGCGGAGGUGGGGAGUGUAUUUCCAUCCUUUCUGAAACUUGAAAUGACAAAUGGAAUCAAUUGCCCCUGAAAUGACAUGCCACUAAGAAUGUUUCUUACUCAUGAAAUGAAUUACCUUUCUUUUCACCUGGGUUCAAGAGUGUUGUGUUUGUGUUUUCACAGGGAAAGUGUGAACACUAGAAAUGUUUUCAUUUUCUAUUUUGAAGAGGUCAGACUCCAAAGCCUGACUUCAGAUUUCAUGCCCAUGUGUCAGCAUCUCUGUGUCUUGGAAAUGAAAGAAAAUAUUUUGGGGGUGGGGUUUUCAAGUGCUGUUGUUUUUGAACUUUUCCAAAAAAGAGCAGGAGAUGUCAGAAAGCAGAGAGCUUAAUAAAGCAACACAAAUAUGUUUCAAAGGUUCUUUUAAAAGCAUCUUUAUGAUUAAGCCAAAAAAUAAUAAUUUUAAGUUGACACAGUGCACAAAAUAUUCAUCUUCCAGUCAUUUUGACUUCUUAAAUGACUAUGAACCUAUUACAGAAUUCUGACCGGCAAUACUGGUGUCUAGAAAAAUCUGUUUGUAUCUUCUUUCUUUUGUGGUUUGGGAAAGUUAUUAUGUAAGAAAUAAAAACAAAUGGCUAAGUCAGGGGUAGAUUAUUUCAAUUCACUAAUACCUAGAUUUAAGAGAUGAGGAAUUUAUUCCUGAUUCAGAAUCUUACUAGUGGUAUCAUUUAGGCAAAUUACAGAACCUCUCUGAGCCUCUGUUUCUUAAUCUGGAAAAUGAGAAUAAUGCUACUUCCCCUGCAUAUCUGUUAGAGCUGUUGCAUUGGAUAUGGUUGAUGGAUGGGGAAACAACUUGGUUGUAGACACAGAAGGUAAGAUGGGAAAACCUGGACCAGGAGUGUGAAACUCCAGGUGCUAGUGCUGGCUCUGGUCUUAGUUGCAUGACGGAUCUUGACAGUCACUUGCUUUGGUAUUGAGCAGUUCUGGCUCCUGCUGGUCCAUUCCAAACGCAGUAGCAGAUGUAGAUGCACUCACAUAAACCUGGGCAGAGAUGAGGUAUUCCUGCCAUGGUCAGAAUGGAGGCCUGUGCCAGGCAUUGAGCAGAACCUUGUGAGGCAGAGGCCAAGAGCACCACAGAAAAAUCAUGAGUGUGGAAACAGGCUUUCCAGGGUUCUAGUCCCAGGAGUCGUGCUUAAAAUGCAUGUGAUGGAAAGCAAGUUGCUAUACUGCUCUGAUUUUCACUUUGUUCAGCUGUAAAGUGGGAUCAGUAGCACUUAUUUCCUAAAGAUUAACCAAGGUGGCUUUUGCUCAAUCAUUUGGUUGUCUAAAACUUGGAUAUAGUACCAUUGCCACCACCAUUGAACACAAACGAGUGCCUGAGGAGCUCCCCAACUACUCAGUCCAAGGCAGAUGUGACAACAGUGCCAGGACGCCUCGGGGAUACACAUGUCCCUGUCUCUUCUCCUAAUGUCCCUUCUCCCUCAUUAGUCCUCCUCCCUGGCCUCUUUGCUGGCUUGUCCUUAUUCUCUGGACCUCUAAAUAUGGAGUGCCCUGGAGCUUAGCUUUCCUUUCUAGAUCGCCCUCUUCCUGGAUGAUCUCAUCCUCCCCAGGCAUGAGCUACGGUCUAUGACUUCCGGAUGUUCAUUUCCAGUCUGGACCUCUCCCCUGGGCCCCAGACUCUUAUAUUCUACUGGCAUGUCCACUUGGAUGUCUAAAGGACAUCUCAAAUUUAGAAUUUCUUUUUAUCCCCAAACUACUUUUCUCCUAGUCGUCUUUGCUUUAGAUAAUGACAUAAUUAUUCCCACAGAAUAAUCUAGAAACCAUCCUUGAUUCUACCUUCCCUCUCACCUUUUAUAUCCAAUUCACCAGUAAGUUUGUUGGCUUCACCCUCAAAAUGCAGUCAGAAUCCAGCCACUUCUUACAGUCCCAAUGCUGCCUCCUUAAUCUGGGCCAGGGUUGCCUCUCACCUAGACCUCUUCCUGCAUCUGCUGCCUCUGUUGUCAUUUUUCUUUUAGGCCAAUAGCAGCCAGAGUACCCUUUAAAAAUGUAAAUUGCAAUGGUAUUUCCCAGCUCUGAGCCUCCCAUGGAUUUCCAUUAUAUGUAGAAUAAAAUUAUCUUGCCAUGGCUUUUUUCAGUGGUUCUUAAACGGGGGUGAUUUUUCUCCUAGGGGAUAUUUGGCAAUAUCUGUGACCACCUCAUUUCUGGUGGUCAUAAAGAGGGUGGUGGAGGCUUGAGGGGUGUUACUGGCAGCCAGUGAGUAGAGGCCAGGGGUGCAGCAAAACAACAUGCACAGGACAAGCACCUGCAACAAAAAAAUCAUGUGACUCAAAAUGUUGAUAGUUCUGGGGUGGAGGAAACCUGCCUUAUGCGAUCUGGACCCUGACCAUCCCCAGCAUCUUAAUCGCUCCUCCCCUUGUGGUUGUGUGGUGACCAUAUUGACCUUUUUGCAAUGUCUUCAACAUGCCUAACUUGUUAUUGUCUUGGGGCCUUUGUACUCGCUGUUUGCUCUAUUUGGGACACUCCUACCCACAGAUCUUCACAUGGUUAGCUUCUGAUCAACAUUUAGUUCUGCUAUCACCUCUUGAUCAUCCUAAUCUAAAAUAUCUAUCCUACCCCCACCAAGCCCUGCCAUUCUAUUCUCCCACCCUGCCUUACUUAUUUUUUAAUACUUAAUUUUAUGAUUUGUUUUCUUAUUUUACUAUCUGUCUCCUCCACAAGAACAUAAGAUUGAGGGCAGGAACUUUGCUGUGUUCAUCAAGGGAUCCAUUCAUCACAUAGUAGGAGCUCUAUAAGUCUUUGUCAAAUGAGUAAUUCAGCAAAUAACUGACAAGGAUAGCACAGACAUGGCCUAUGACAGAAGGUUAGGAGAAGAGAUCAGCAGGAUCUAGCAUUUCACGGAAUGCUUUCCGGAGGAGACCUGCCAUGGGCUACCCUGUGAGUUUCCGGAGUACACCAUCCCUCCAGAUGAGCUGGCCCUAAAAUGGAGAAGGGCUUCCUCUCAAGCAUAUAUGCACCCAGCAUAGCCUUCUUGUAGGUUAGAGACAGCUGUGGAUUUUAACCCGUGAUAGGACAGAGACCCAAGCUGUAGGGCUCAGGGGUCCAGGCUCUGAUGGAAGAGAGGAAUCAGGAAAGAAAGUGAGUAUGAGAGAAGCAGGUCCAGGAAAGAGAAGCCGAAGCUCAGGUUGGCUCAGGUCAGGAAUGGAGCCCAGUAUAGAGGGAAGGGAGGGGCCAGGGAAGGACAAGCAGACAGCUCCAGAGGAAAAUCUCUGGGUUGGCUCAUCCUGGGGUGGGGAGUCAAUUGAGGAAGCUAUGAAAUGGAAAGCAGAUAAGGGACAAAAUCAAACCUUUCAUGUAGCCUGGCAGAGACAGAGUCCUGUUUAGACUUAGUGACCCAUAUAAAGCUUGUACCACACGAGAAACAUGACAUUAUGACAAACACAGUUAAUUCCAGAACAGUCUUGAUUUCAAAUGCUCUGGCCCAUCAUCAAACAUUGAUCUUGUUCUUCAGUUUCAGAAAGUCAUGACAGUAACACCACAUGUAACAGUGCUUAGCAAUGCCAGGUGAUGGGUGGGUGUUCACUUCCAUCCAGGUAAGCCCCUGUGCCAUCUCAAAAUAAUGAUAUUGAUGUCCAGUUCUUAAGGGAGAUGAAGUGAGCAGGGCAGGUCAUAGAUCAUAUUUCCAAGGUCCCAGGGUUCCAGGUUAUACAAAUUCUGGGGUUUGCAGAUCACAGAGUCUCCCACGGGAGAGGGAUGCCUGGUGGCAUGUACACAGCUCUGGCCAUCCUGGUAUUGUCUCCAAGAGAAAGGGUAUGGUCAGGGUCUGUGCCCUCAGGGCCACCUCAGGACACUUACUCAUAACUCUGGUUCAUUUUGCUGCCUGGAUCCUUCUAAGGAGAUGACUACAUGUGAUUAGCUGGCCAACACCUCAUUUUAUUAGUCUGUUAAUGUAGUUUUAAAGUAACACACCUAAGAUGCAGACAGCUUACUCCAACCUAACAAAAAUGUCAUUAUGAAAAUUUACAAGGUCUACAGAGUGAUAUAAUGGUGAUGAAAUUCAGAUGUGUCAAAUUACUCUCAUGUUUAAUUUAGCCUGACUCAGUCCGUAGAAAUAUGGAUUUUCCCACAGACGUAGUCUCAUAGCUGCCUGGGCACUGUGUGCUUUGCAGGGCUGAGGCUAUGAUAAGGUUGCCUGUCCCACAGCCUCAAAAGUCAUAAAACAGCCUGUGCUGACCAUCUCCUCCUGCUUCCUCAGAUUGCUGCUGACAGGCCACUUUGUCUUUUCACUCACAAAACCCAUCUGCCAACUGGUCUUUGGGAUCCCCUUCCAUCGUUAGGUCCUCUUCUUGGUAGACACAGAUUUGAUACUCUCAAACUUCUGCUCCAUUGAAACAUGAUUUCUGGAUCUUCAUUCCUACUAAGAAAUACAGGGCUGAUGAAGGCUUAGACCCAUACUCAUCCCAGGGGCAGAUUCUAAGCAGCUGUCAUGUUCUCUCAGUUAGAAAGUUAAUAAACCCCACUCAGCAACAAUGGAACAAGCAAAAGCCUGACCCGGUUCCUUCCUUCCUGCUAACAAUGUGACUUGCAAUAGCUUGUAUAAACUCCCUCUGAUUCUCAGCUUCCUGAACUGUAAAACCAGAAUAAUACUAAUACUCCCUUAUAAAGUAGUGAUUGUAAGAAGAGAACACAUGUAACACUUAGCACUGUGCUUGGCACAUAAAAGCUGUUCAACAAAUGGCAGCUACCCUCAUUAUAUUAUUAAAAUCUUGGAAAGUAAGAUUUCAGACAUCAGUCAAUGACUCAUGGAAAUGUUUUGGAGCUUGAGGUCUUUGUAAAGUGAGAGGGCAGGAGAGUGGAGCCUAAAACAUGGGGAGGAAAUCCCCGUGCAAGGAAUGCAGAAGGUCGUUGCCAUGGCAUCAUGGUGACUGACCACUCAUUUGUGGGCUAAACCCCAUUAAGCCAGCUGCAAAAUGGGGGUAAUAAUAAUGUUGCUAUAAUUAUUAAAUAUGGCAAUGCUUAUAAAAUGGUUAACAUAGCUCCAGGCACACGAGCCUCAAAAAAUUUAGAGCUGUUGUUAUCACAACCAGUCUUCCCUUGCUAGCUCCUCUGUCACCUAUUUACGCUGGUCAAGCCACUAUUUAGAAAAGUCCAACCUGGGUUCCUAAGGCACUAUUUCACAGUUUAGGGGGGGACAGUGCAGCCCCCACCCCAAAGGUCUCUUAGUGUCACAGGGCAUUUAUAGCCUCCAAAAAUCACUCCCACAGAUUUCUAGGGCCCACUCCUUGUAGCCUCCAGGUGGCUUUGUCACAUGUAAAGGCAAUGUCAUGCUAUGCACAGAAAGUGAAUAGCCCCUUUCCUUUCUUACCAUGGGCCUGGAGUUGGUCCCACCUGGCUGUCACCCUUCAUUCCUGGGAUGGUCAUGAAAGCAAGGGAUCUGUACCCCCGAAAGGAAUUUAUUCAGCACCAGCAAAGGGCAAGGCGCCCAGACUUAGCUUUUGCCAUGGGCCCUGCCAGAAAGUGCUGGGCAGGGACAGAAAAGAAAUUCCAGAGACAAGGUUUCUCUAGUGUCCUUGGACUUGGGGAGAAGUAAAUUGUAGGGUUGUCUCAUUUAUGAUCAAAGGUACCAAAACUUUAUAAAAUGCCUUGAGGAUAUUUUGUCCGUGUUCCUAAGCAAACAGAAAAAUGGAGAAACAUUUUGGGUCCACCAAAAUUGGUAGUUAGGAUGAACUCUUACUGCAAGGGCCAUGUCUAUCUUAAGCUAAUUAUGCAGCAAGUAUGGCUGUGUCCUCACUGUGUGCAUGCACUGCUCUGGGCUUUUGGGGGCUGUAAGAACACUUAAGAUUUACACCUGCCCAUAAGGGGCUUGCCAUCUGUUUGGUGCUUCUUAUUUUGGUUUUAAUUACAAGGAAGACGUUAGCCUUUUGGAAAAAGAAUCACUGGGAUGAAUCUAAUACUACUGGGCUGGCUGUCAUGCAGAUUCUUUUAUGGCCCUGUGGCCUUGGACGUGAAAAGGUAAUGAAAACAUUUCAUUAUAAGGUUUCUUCUCCCCUCCUGCAUGCUCUACCAUCUGCCCUUGGCUAUGACACACACACACACCUCACACACACAUCAUGCAAAAGUGGAGCCAUUUCUGAGGCAACUGCAAACAUUAAAGAACCACAGUCCUUUCGGACUCAAAAAUCCAUAAAAUCCUAGUGUUGAAAGAAUAAUGAGAAAUAAUUCAGUCCUUUCAUUUAUAAUAAAUGCAAAAAAGAAGGAAAAAAACCCCAAAAAGCUGGUGGAUGAAGUUCCUUGAUUACAAAUCACAGUGUUAGUAACAGCCCACCCAGCCCAGGGCUCAGUUCAUUUCUUCCUUCCAUUCUUUCAUCAACUAUUUAUGAAGCACCAACAUUGUACCAGGAGCUGUGCUCCUGGUGAUACAAUGUACCACUGGUGAUACAAUGGUAGAAAAAAACCAUACAUAAUUCUCUCCCUCCUGAAGGGUCUUACAGACUAGCCAGGAAGAUAAUCAGUUGGCAUGCAAAGAAAUGGCCAUUUCCACCUGCUAAGUGUCAUGAAGGAGAGUUCCACGUGCUGGUCCAUGCUGCAUCUUAGUGAGCAGAGCAGGCUUCUUGGAAGAAGGCAUGACUCAUCUGAGGUCUGAAAAGUGGGCAGGAAAAGGAGAGGAAGGAUGCUCCAAAGAUAAAGAGAAGUCCUCCAGGAAAAUGUCUCACACAGUGGCAGGCUGAAGCCAGCUCACACAGGCUCACCCCUGCUCCACCAUAAGCUUCUCUUCCCAACUCCACUCCCAGUGAGGCCACACUGCUAACCUGGAAUUGGCCAAAAUGGGGAUAAUCGCAUGGCAGAAAGCAGCAGAUGCUCCAAGUUAGGGCUUCCACCCACCUCUGCUUUGUGGAGCCAUUUUUUACCAACACUUCAUGGGCUUCAUAUACAGUGGUGCCUGCUUAGCUGUGGUUUCGCUUUCGAAGGUUUCAGUUACCUGGGAUCAUUUGUGGUCCGAAAAUAUUAAGUGGUAAAUUCCAGAAAUAAACAGUUUAUGUUUUAAAUUGUGCAUCAUUCUGAACAGUGUAAUGAUAUAUUGCGCCAUCCCACUCUUUUCUGCCCGGAACGUGAAUCAUCCCUUUGUCUGCUCUCUAGGCUACCUGCCUCUUAGUCACUUAGUAGCCUGUUUGGUUGUCAGAUUGGCUGUCACUCAUUACCCACUUAGUCGCUGGUUUGGUUGUCAGAUGGACUGUUUCAGUAUGGCAGUGCUGGUAUUCAAGUAGACCUUAUUUUGCUUGAUAAUGGCCCCAAAGCAGAAGAGUAGGGAUGCUGGCAUUUUCUCAUAAUUGUUCUAUUUUAUUGUCACUGUUGUUUAUCUCUUACUGUGCCUAAGGUAUAAAUUUUAUCACAGGUUAUGUAGGUUUGGGGAAAAAACAUAGUGUUUAUAGGAUUUGGCACUAUUUAUACUGGGGGUCUUGGAACAUAUCCCCUGCAGAUAAAGAGGGACUAUUGUAUUCCACCUGUUUUCAGGCUGAGGGCGACACAAACACUGCCCUUUAAGCCACCAUAGGCCUGAUCCUGCUCCUGCAAAAACUCUACCAAAUGCCUGUUCCCAGAAAGGCAUUGUCAACAAGUGACUUGGACCUUGGGGCUGUUUAUUUCAGACCCUGGGCCAUCUGGCUUCUCCCAGGAUCCAGAACAUCCCAGCAAGUUAAUACCAGGCAGCUAAGAAAGAGCCUGUUCUUGUGGUCUUCGCCACCCCCUUGCCAUCUAAUGAUAUUUAUCAACCACCCACGCCUGCUCAGUGCUGUAUAAGACACUUGGCCAGGCAGAUCUCAAGUCAGGCUUUGACCCCUCAGGAAUUCAGAGCCUGGCUGAGGCUGCUAGGCUGACAUUGUUCUUCCUUAAUAUAAGGAAGAACUCAGGCUGUCGGGGGCACAAGAACCAGGGCUGGGUGCCCAGCUGAGGGCGUGGUUUAGGAGAUGGUACUGCUGCCAUUUUUUGUUUGUUUCUAGGCACCAGAAAUACCAGGUGAGUAGGGGUUACAGUUCAUACUAUGUAUGAUUUGGUCAAGUUUUAAAAACAACUGAUGCUACCACCCUUGUACCCCCACUACGAUUCCACUUCUCCAAAGAAAUUUGCCAAAAGAAAAGGUGAGUUUUGAGUUCUUACUAAGUCUGUUAGGAAGCAAGGGUGAGCGGCAAUCCCAGAGGUGGGGGUUUUGCAGUAGCAGUGUCUUUGUUUCCAAACCGUGUGUGUACAGGUAUAUACAUGAGUAUGUGUCUGUGAGUACAUGUACACAUGUGUGUGUGCUUGUGUGUGUGUAAGCAUGUGUUUGUGGGUGUGUGUCUGCAGUGCCGACAGAAUGUGGAGAGCAACAGUGUCUGCAGUGAUGCAGGGUGCAAAGGAAGCAGCUAGACAGGGCUAUGAGAUGGAGAAUCUUGAAGAAGGCCAGUCACCGGGUCUGGUUAAGGAAAGAAACCAGGCAUCCUGGAUGGACAGAAUUCCCUUUGAUCAUCUGAUCAUCUCUCGGCUCUGGAAGGGAGUGAGUGACUCCCAUUCUUGGCCCAUGCUGGAGAAGACACCCCCUGCAUUGUGGAACUCAACCAUUUACUAUCUUGACCUUUAGUCAAACUUAAAUGCUGGAUAUGACCUGUGUGUCUCCCUGCCAGGACUCUAGUGAGAGCCAGGCAGGAAUGUGCAGAGUAUGAAUCUGGAGAGUCUCAUGAAGCCAUUCAACAGCAUCUGGCCGUAGCCCUGCUGUAAGUGACACUUGGACUGACAGUGUGUCUCCAGGAGGCUUCCACCCAAAAGCAAGAAUGAGAAGUGACCCAGGUGGCAUUGCCAGCUAUUGAUGGCUAGUCUUGAAUUCAUUCUGCUUGUCAGCUGCAUCUUUGGGAGUGGGGAGCAGGUAGGAGUGGGCUGAGGGGAAAGGCUCUCGGAAGGGCGUACUGUUGGGAGAGUAGGGACCAGCAGGUGGGCUGCCAGGGAGGUAGGGAUGUGGUGAUGCAGAAAGUUGCUAUUUGAAGGCUCUAACAACAAAGAAGAGAGGAUGGUUGGAGAUCACAGAGUAUAUAGGGGUGGAGGCUGGUGCAGGGUGAGCAGACAGACUGUUGGAAGGUAGGUGGACAUGAAGAUGGCCCUUGGCUGCUUUGCAGAGAAGCUUUGCCCCCUCCCAGGUCUUGCUUCCUCCUUUGCCCUAUGCUGUGGCCCGUCGGCACAGCUCACAUGCUACUCCUUUUCCUGAGACUGCCUUGGAGCCUGGGAUUGUCCACUGACCCUGUCCCCACCACUGGCAAAGUAUAAUUUGAGGGUCCUGGCCCAGACAGUGAGAGUCAGUGAGAAAGCCUGGAGGGGAAGCACUGUCCAGUUCUCGGUAGAGGGACUGUGGGCAGAGUCACCAUUAAAGCUGUGCAGGUUGUGUCCUGUCUAGGGCAUCUAGCUAAGGGGAUGAGUAGGGGCUCAGCUCACCAAACCAUGCCCCUGGCAAGGAGCGGCCUCUACCUGAGAAAGGGACAUUUCUUCUAAUUAACACAAAGCUUACUCAGGGCCUAGCUGCAGCCUCCAUUCUGGGAGCCCCUGCAGGCCAUGGAAGGGAGGCCCCAAGAGAGAAUAGAAAUGCCAGAAAAGGAGAGAGAGCAUAUACAGUGGGGUCCCAGUGGAGGGGGCAGCCUUCGGAACAGGGAAAGGUGAACACCAAUAUUAGCCACUUUACAAGUCACCGAGAGCCAGCCUGGGGCUAUCAUUUUACUACACUGAAAUGCUUGUGGUCUGAAGAUGAAGGGAUGUUUUCCUUAUUAACAUUGAAAUAAUUAACUUGUUUAUGUUAUUAUGCUCAUUGUCUAAACAUUGUUCAAUAAAACAUCUUAUUGCUGAUAAUUUUCCAAAUGUUACAGUAAACACGGGACUCCUGCCAGUAGCAGGAAUGCAUUUCGAGUUACACAGUGAGCACGGUGUUUGCUUUGCUGCCAGUCACUUGACUAAGGUCUCCUGACUGUAGCUUGGCUGCAACUUCUUAUCAAUCCCAGGUGAAGAACACUCUGAUAAAGAGCAAAUUAUUCUCUGUGGUCAGAUCCCCAAAUACGUGGGUGACAAACACAGUGGCAUUGUUUCCUUGACUGAGUCUUGUUUUCCAUGUGUGGGAGGAAUUCCAGACUUGAGAAUUCUGCAUCCAGACUUCAUAGAUUUCUUUUUCCUAAUUGAGACAACACAACUAAUGAUAAAGAACAAUACCAGCCUGGCUUUCAAGCUCCAAAAGGCUCUGGGUCAAAACCUGACCUCCAUAGGGAUUGGAGAGGGUCCAACAGCAACUACUCUCUUCUGUUGUCAAGCUAGACCACGGGCUCCUUGAGACUAACUUUCCGUUGGCUUCUGGAGCAUGGAAACGGAGCAGAUGUGCCUGCCUGCUAAUGCACUGUAGGAUGGAACUGCUCGCCCAGCUUAUUGAAAUCAGAUGCACAACACUCGAGCUGCCCUGCAAACAGAUGGUGGCUCCACGCAAGUGCCAUCACAUUGGAAAAUUACAAGAGCCAUGACUCCAUCCCCUCUCCACCAUGCAAAAUUGCAUUUUUUUUUUUACCAACUGGGUAAGAGAAAGUCCUUCUCUUCUCCAUACAUCCACUCUAAGGGGCCAGGCCCUUGUGAAAUAUAGCACUCCUAGAUUGCUAAAGUAGUAUGAAAAUUUGAAUACAAUGGACAAUUCUGGAAGGAUGUACCCUAAAUAUUAACAUUCAUUAUCUCUGAGUAGGAGGGAAUUGAAAUUAAAAAGCAGCAUGGCAUAUAUGGACUUGUACAUACUUUUUUUAGAAAAUUGCACCCAAUUCCCAAAUAGUAUUCAACUUGUCAGAAACAAAUUCUGAGAUUGUUUAGAAAUUGUUUUUAAUAUGCAAUAUCCUUUAAGAAAAUUUUACCUUAAAAUUCUAGAUAAUCAACUAUUUCAAUUGGUCUGAAUUUUAAGUUUAAUCUAAAUUAUAUUGAAUUUCUUUGAGAAUUUCUAGGUUAAAACUGUAAUCUGAGUAAAACAUUAAGUUAGAGUGAGUUUGUUGGUUGAUUUUGGAUAUUUACAUAGGCAAACAUAUAUAUAUAGCUUCACUUUCCUCCUCUGUGCAAAAAUUAAACAGCUCUAUUCAUAGGGCUAUUAUGAGCAUUAAGUGAGAUCAUCCAUUUAAAAUAUUUACCACAAUACCUGACUAUACAAGAUAUAUAAGAAAUUGUAGCUAUCAUUAGCUAUAUAAUUUUCAUUUUUCUUUUAAAGAUGACACCAAUUUCUGCAAGAAAACAAGUGGACAAUCAACAAGGAGAUAUCAAUUGGCUUAUUUUCUGAAUAGAUAGUUUUGGUCAGUGGUCGUGCAGUCCAAGGGGCUGGAUGGCAUGCUGGACCCAAGCUCAGCUCAGCGUCCGGACCCAAUAACAGUUUUACCAAGGGAGCAGCUUUCUAUCCUGGCCACACUGAGGUGCAUAGCGUAAUGUCCAUGUUGUUCUACACUCUGAUCACAGCUUUUCUGAUCGGCAUACAGGCAGAACCACACUCAGAGAGCAAUGUCCCUGCAGGACACACCAUCCCCCAAGCCCACUGGACUAAACUUCAGCAUUCCCUUGACACGGCCCUUCGCAGAGUCCGCAGCGCCCCGGCAGUGGCGAUAGCUGCACGAGUGGCAGGGCAGACCCGCAACAUUACUGUGGACCCCAGGCUGUUUAAAAAGCGGCGACUCCGUUCACCCCGUGUGCUGUUUAGCACUCAGCCCCCACCUGAAGCUGCAGACACUCAGGAUCUGGACUUUGAGGUCGGUGGUGCUGCCCCCUUCAACAGGACUCACAGGAGCAAGCGGUCAUCGUCCCACCCCAUCUUCCACAGGGGCGAGUUCUCGGUGUGUGACAGUGUCAGCGUGUGGGUUGGGGAUAAGACCACCGCCACAGACAUCAAGGGCAAGGAGGUGAUGGUGUUGGGAGAGGUGAACAUUAACAACAGUGUAUUCAAACAGUACUUUUUUGAGACCAAGUGCCGGGACCCAAAUCCCGUUGACAGCGGGUGCCGGGGCAUUGACUCAAAGCAUUGGAACUCAUAUUGUACCACGACUCACACCUUUGUCAAGGCGCUGACCAUGGAUGGCAAGCAGGCUGCCUGGCGAUUUAUCCGGAUCGACACGGCCUGUGUGUGUGUGCUCAGCAGGAAGGCUGUGAGAAGAGCCUGACCUGCCGACACGCUCCCUCCCCUGCCCCUUCCACACUCUCCUGGGCCCCUCCCUACCUCAACCUGUAAAUUAUUUUAAAUUAUAAGGACUGCAUGGUAAUUUAUAGUUUAUACAGUUUUAAAGAAUCAUUAUUUAUUAAAUUUUUGGAAGCA
Molecule: messenger RNA, 13724 nt
Organism: Cercocebus atys (sooty mangabey)
Lineage: Eukaryota; Metazoa; Chordata; Mammalia; Primates; Cercopithecidae
Gene: NGF
Product: nerve growth factor (beta polypeptide)
Exons: 3
Coding region: 12847-13572 (241 amino acids)
Biological process (GO): neuron projection morphogenesis; cell surface receptor protein tyrosine kinase signaling pathway; positive regulation of collateral sprouting
Molecular function (GO): growth factor activity; nerve growth factor receptor binding
Source: RefSeq, a predicted model, not a curated record